AUGCCAGGGCCUUGUUGGGAAAUCCAUGAAGCCAAAGUACAUCAAGCGACGUCCGGAGGUAUGCCCGAGCACGACUCAUGUCUCGCUCCACAUGUGGCCAGACUGAAGCUGCAGGGACUGGGGCAAAUGGCUGCGAGGAGCAUUUUCCUGCUUGGUCUGAUUGGCACGUUGAAUGCUGGUGCUUCGAGAGACCUCAUUGAGGAGUUUGAUAUUCGGAGAAAUGAGCAUUGCGACGUGUGCCCUUAUCGGCAUGAUUCGAGCUUCCGAGUCCAGACGUUCGACAGGCUCCGGAGGUCCAGUUGUACCUAUGCAUCAACACGGAGCCGUGUUCGCAGUCGGGCCAUCCUGAGCCAUUUCGGCUUGCGUCGCGUCUUUGUGGUGAGGCUGUCAUUGUGA
Sphaerulina musiva SO2202 is the source of this 396-nucleotide messenger RNA. RefSeq lists its product as uncharacterized. NCBI's taxonomy places the organism in Eukaryota, Fungi, Ascomycota, Dothideomycetes, Mycosphaerellales, Mycosphaerellaceae. Bases 1 to 396 code for a protein of 131 amino acids. The record is from RefSeq and is a predicted model, not a curated record. The transcript has a single exon.